CGCAAACCGAAGAAACAUGAACACCUACAUUGCUUUGUCUUGCUUGUUGGCCUUCGCCACCGUGUGCCAUGGUUACGGCGGCGUCGCUCUCAGUUAUGGUUUGGCACCGGCAGCAGUGUCCACUGCUAACGUGGUGAAGGCAGCGCCUAUCCCAGUGAUCAGGACAGUAGCUGCUCCGAUCAUUUCUGCUCCCGUCAUCUCUGCUCCGGUCAUCCACGCGCCUGUGGCUCCCGUGAUCCGCACCGUAGCAGUCGCCUCGCCCGUUAGCAUUAGCUACGGUGGCUUGGGAACUGGCUACGGCGGCCUCGGGCUUGGCUAUGGCUAUGGCGGACUUGGCUAUGGCUAUGGCGGACUUGGCUAUGGCGGGUAUGGAGCCAUCGGAGUUGGCCCCGUCGGCUAUGGUCCCAUCGGCCUUGGCAUCAACAAAGGCCUGGGAUUGAGUUUGGGCAAGUACUAAGCUGUGAUACCAGACCGGCGAAGUGUAGUUAGCGGCUGCAGUUCAAAAUUUAUUGACUGAUAAAAAUUGGUUGAAGCACACGAUUAAAAGCAUUCACU
Molecule: messenger RNA, 555 nt
Organism: Chilo suppressalis (striped riceborer)
Lineage: Eukaryota; Metazoa; Arthropoda; Insecta; Lepidoptera; Crambidae
Source: the annotation of a GenBank genome assembly